AUGUCUGAACAGGGCCGACGGGUUGCCCGUGGCAAAGCCUUAACGAGUUCCGCCGGUUGCCACCAGUCAAAUAUCAACAUUUUCCAGAGUCUCCGUGUGUCUCCCAAGAGGAUGCCCGUGUCUCAAAGAACAGCCGGCCUGGAGGGUGCCCGUGGCUGGGCCUUAACGAGGUCUCCGGCAAACGAGGUCUCCAGCAAACGAGGUCUCCAGCAAAAGAGGUCUCUGGGCCUUGAACGAGGAUCCGAUGCUAGCUUGACUACCUGUGUUACCGGUUCACUACCGCCUCGCCGCAUCUCGCACGAUGCGAUCCCAAACCGUAUGCAAGCUCAGGGGUGUCCUACCUUCUUUUAG
This is a messenger RNA of Penicillium daleae, 351 nucleotides long. RefSeq lists its product as uncharacterized. Bases 1 to 351 code for a protein of 116 amino acids. Lineage: Eukaryota; Fungi; Ascomycota; Eurotiomycetes; Eurotiales; Aspergillaceae. The record is from RefSeq and is a predicted model, not a curated record. The transcript has a single exon.